AUGACUACCUCUAAAACUCAUGAUGUUGUUCAUGAAGCUAACAGCGUAAAUUUCCGUGGUACUCCAGAACAUUUCCUAAAAUCACAACCAAGACCUGGUUAUGUCACCAGUAUGGAACAGUACCGCGAGAUGUAUAGAGAAUCCAUCGAAAACCCAGAAGUUUUCUUCGACAAAAUGGCUAAGGAUUACUUACAUUGGGAAAAACCAUACACUAAAGUUUCCUCUGGUUCUUUGGACAAUGGUGAUAUUGCCUGGUUUUUAAAUGGUGAAUUGAAUGCUUCUUAUAACUGUGUUGAUAGACAUGCUUUUGCUAACCCAAAUAAGACUGCUUUAAUUUAUGAAGCUGAUGACGAAAGAGAAAAUAAAAUUAUUACAUUCGGUGAAUUAUUACAAGAAGUCUCUAAAGUUGCUGGUGUCUUGAAAAGAUGGGGUGUCAAGAAAGGUGACACUGUUGCAGUGUAUUUACCUAUGAUUCCAGCCGCUGUCAUUGCUAUGUUAGCUGUUGCUCGUUUAGGUGCCAUUCAUACAGUGGUCUUCGCUGGUUUCUCCGCAGGUUCUUUACAAGAACGUGUAGUUGAUGCUGGUUGUAAGGUCGUCAUUACUUGUGACGAAGGUAAAAGAGGUGGUAAAACUGUUAACACAAAGAAGAUCGUGGAUGAAGGUUUGAACGGUGUUCAACAAGUCUCUAAAAUAUUGGUUUUCCAAAGAACGGGCUCUGAAGAUAUUCCAAUGAAGGCUGGCAGAGAUUUCUGGUGGCACGAAGAAACAGAGAAACACAGUGGUUAUUUAGCUCCAGUUUCUUGUAACUCUGAAGAUCCAUUAUUUUUAUUAUAUACUUCUGGUUCUACCGGCGCUCCAAAAGGUGUUGUUCAUACCACUGGUGGUUACUUAUUAGGUGCCGCAUUGACUACAAGAUAUGUUUUCGAUAUACAUCCAGAAGAUGUUUUAUUCACUGCCGGUGAUGUCGGUUGGAUCACUGGUCACACAUACGCAUUAUAUGGUCCUUUGGCUUUGGGUACCGCAUCCAUCAUUUUUGAAUCUACCCCUGCAUACCCUGAUUAUGGUAGAUACUGGAGAAUUAUUGAAAGACAUAGAGCUACACAUUUCUACGUUGCCCCAACUGCCAUGAGAUUAAUCCAAAAAGUCGGUGAAGCUGAAAUUCCAAAAUAUGACACAUCUUCCUUACGUGUUCUAGGUUCAGUUGGUGAGCCAAUUGCUCCAGAAUUAUGGGAAUGGUAUCACGAUAAAAUUGGUAACAAAAACUGUGUUAUUUGUGACACCAUGUGGCAAACUGAAUCCGGUUCUCACUUAAUUGCACCAUUAGCUGGUGCGGUUCCAACCAAGCCAGGUUCCGCUACUGUCCCAUUCUUCGGUAUUAAUGCCUGUAUCAUUGAUCCAGUCACUGGUGUCGAAUUAAAGGGCAACGAUAUUGCCGGUGUUUUAGCAGUUAAAUCACCAUGGCCAUCUAUGGCAAGAUCUGUCUGGAAUGACCAUAGCAGAUACAUGGACACCUACUUGAAACCAUACCCAGGUUACUAUUUCACAGGUGAUGGUGCUGGUAAAGAUCAUGACGGUUACUACUGGAUCAGAGGUAGAGUUGAUGAUGUUGUAAAUGUCUCUGGUCACAGAUUAUCCACUGCUGAAAUUGAAGCUUCAUUAGACGGUAGUACAGUUGUUUCCGAAGCUGCCGUUGUUGGUAUCCAUGACGAUUUGACUGGUCAAGCUGUUGUUGCAUUUGUCUCUCUAAAAGAGGAUAUUGAAUUAUCUGAUAGCAUGCGUAAGACAUUGGUCAUGAAGGUUAGAGGUGAAAUUGGUCCUUUUGCUGCCCCAAAGACCGUCAUCCUAGUCAAAGAUUUACCAAAGACCAGAUCUGGUAAGAUCAUGAGAAGAGUUUUAAGAAAAAUUGCUUCUAAUGAAGCUGACCAACUUGGUGAUCUUUCCAGUAUGGCCAACCCAGAAAUUGUUCCAUCUUUAAUCGCAUCUGUAGAAACACAAUUCUUAGCUGUUAAGAAAUAA
Tetrapisispora phaffii CBS 4417 is the source of this 2016-nucleotide messenger RNA. RefSeq names its product acetate--CoA ligase ACS2 (gene ACS2). The transcript has a single exon. Gene Ontology annotation, molecular function: AMP binding; acetyl-CoA synthetase activity. Gene Ontology annotation, cellular component: cytosol. The record is from RefSeq and is a predicted model, not a curated record. NCBI's taxonomy places the organism in Eukaryota, Fungi, Ascomycota, Saccharomycetes, Saccharomycetales, Saccharomycetaceae. Bases 1 to 2016 code for a protein of 671 amino acids.